AUGAAGGAUUAGUUGAAUGAUUGGGAUUUCUGCAAUCCAAAUAAUUAUAUUGAUAAAUUGCCUGAGCCUUAUAGGUAUGAUGAUAUUUAGCAUCAAGAUUCAUUAAUAAAAUUGUCUAAAAAGACAUUCUUUUAGAAGUUUAUUCUAAAGUUUUCUUAAUUGAGAAAUACAGAUCUGAUCCAAAUUAUGAAGGACCUUUAAGAACCUUGCCUCCUUAGGGAAUUUUCGACAUUUCAAAUAUUACUACUCUAAGCUCAAACAGUUCAAACUAGUAAAUUGCUGCAGGAGAUUUGCAAGGGAAUAUUUUUAUUUUAGAUAUGAGUAAGAAAACAAAAACUUGUAAAAAAGAGGUGGGGCAAAAAAGGAUAAAUAAAGUUUGUUUGGGAAUUAGAGAAGGUGCUUCAGAUGAUUAAAAAAAUGUUUGCAUGUAACAGUUUUAGGCAUUUUUAGAAUAGGAGUUAUAAGCCAUUUAGAUCCAGUAGUGCAAAUAUUCAAAUAUAAACCAGGAGAGAAUAAAAUAAGUUAAAUUCAUUUUAUUUAAAUCACAAAAAAUACAACUUAGAUCGGUGAACUACCUAUGGAUAUUGAAAUCAGCAAAUAUUCACAAUAUAUAUUAAUCACAUAAUAUAAUGGUUGUUUGUUAAUAUAUAAAAUACCAGAAAUCAAGAUUGAAUCAUAAUUAGUAGGCUAGACAACUCAAAUAUAAAAUUAAAAUACUCUAUUACCACCUCUAAUUAAUCAAAAAUAAACUUAAUCAAAAGAUUAGUUAAAAGUGAUAAUCCCUACAAAUUCUUACAAUGAUAUCGUCGCAACUGAGAUUACUGAACCUUUCUAUCAGAUUAAAUUUUCAGGUUUAAAGAGAGAAUAUAAAUUUAACGAGAUAAUUAAUUCAUUCAAAGAGUAAAAUGUUCCAAAAGAAAUUGAAGUUAAAGACGAUAAAAAAAAAUAGCAAACUAAUACUCAAUAAUAAAAGAAAUAAGAAGCUCAAUAAGUAAAAGAAGAAUUAGGCUUAGAAGAGAAUAACAACUAAUUAAUUAUAAAACAUUAAAUUAAAGAUGGUUAUGAUAUAAGUGAAGAAUAUCCUGCAUAAAAAUUUAAACCGUAUUUUGCUUUUCUAUAAGAGGUAGUAAAUGUGUAAAAUGGUUCCAAAACAUUUGAUAAAGUAAGAUUUUUAUAUAUUUUAGUACAAAUAAUAUGAAGUUGUUGUUGGUAUAGUGGUUGGAUGGUCAAAUACAACAAGACUAGAGCUUCAUUAUUUUAAUUAACCGAAAAAAAAUAAUUUGCCAUAAUACAUCAUCACAUAGUUGACUUUAGAAAAAGAAAUUAAAUUACAGUUGCCAAUAAUAAAAAAAAAUGAAGUUAAGUUUAUUGAGAUUCCAUUAAUUUAUCCAAUAUCUUGUAUAGCUAUCUCAAAAAACAAUUCAUUAUUAGGUUUAGGCUUGUAAUAAGGUUCUAUUUUAAUAUAUGAUUUGGUUUUCUAAUCUGAAAGGUUUUAUCUUGAUAAACAUUAAUCUAUUGUGAGUCAUAUUGAAUUUUGUGAGAAUGAAAGAUUGGUGAGUUGUUCUUAUGAUGGCAGUGUCCAUAUAUAUAAUACAGCCGAAGGAACUACUUUAUGUAAAAGAACAAAUUAAUUUCGCAAAGGAACAAAAGUAAAUUAUGAGGAAUAGAAGCAAGGAUUAUGGAGAAUAAUAUCCUUAGCUAUAAGUAGCUCUGGAAUAGCAGUUGUUUAAGAUGCAGAAUAAGAAGUAAGAUUGUAUGAUGUGUGGAGAGGAGAAAAAAUUGCAAAAUUAUCUCCAAUCUAAGUAAUGGAUGAUUAAAAAAGAAAAUGGAGUGAUUAAAAAGUUAUUUUAAAAUGUUUUAGAAGUAUCAUUUAAACUUAAAUAAUUAGAUGAAAUUUUAAUUUCUGCUUAAGUUAUUGCCCAAGAGUAACUAAAUUGCUUGGAUUAAACUCAAACAACAAUACAAAUUUUUAAGAUUUUUGAUAGUCUAGUAAAUUUAUUUCCCUCAUUAUCAAAUGUUUAUAGAAAAGGAGUGGAAAAAGAUAAAAUUUUGAACUUGUUUGAAAAAAUUCCAAAAAAAGAAUUAUGGAAUGCUUAAUUUGAAGUGCCAAAUUUAAGUGCCUCUUAAAAUGUUGCGCUAAAAGUUCCUGGCUAAGAUUCAAAAACCAGAAAUGGUUCUUAAAUCUUACAUAAUUAGAGCUAAAAUGGCUAGCUGUAAUUAUUUUUUUUAAUUAGUAGAAAAAUGAGUUAAAGUAAAACUUCAUAAUAAAAACUCAAAGAAGGCAUGAAAGAUUCUUAAAUGGCAAAUUAAUAAUAAGAUUUUUAUGAAAAUAGAUCUGCUUCUUUAGUAGGUUCUUUACAUAAAUCAAUACAUUCAGAUAAAUUCGAUUACAAUUCCUCCUUCAGGAGUACAAAUUCACCUUAAAAUAACUUGAAUUCUCAAAAGAUUUUAAAGGGUAGUUCUACUCAAAAAGGUUUAACAAAGGAAAUGCUUCAUCCAGAAGAGCAUUUAUUAGAAAAAUCUGAAUUGUAACUUGCUUAAUUGAUUUUUGAAAAUUCUUCAAUGGUUGAACAUUGUAGAUUGAGAAAUUCAGAAAAACAAUUGAGAUCUGAGAAGGUUACUUAAUCUCUUCUAAAACUUGGUCAAAAGCUUGCCAUAGAAGAUGAAAAAAUGAAACUUUAAAUUAGAUACAGAUAACUUUAAAGAGCUAAAUGAUGCAC
Molecule: messenger RNA, 2720 nt
Organism: Paramecium sonneborni
Lineage: Eukaryota; Ciliophora; Oligohymenophorea; Peniculida; Parameciidae
Source: the annotation of a GenBank genome assembly